AUGUUACCAGUCUCACGACCCGACGGUCAGAUGAGUUUCAACUACAUCCCCACCACGCAGCCCAUGUCGGGAACCUCAACAGGACGGAGCUCCCCCAGUGACCUGGCUGGCUCGGGAACCACGAAGGCACCUUUCGGUCCGUCGGGAUCGAUUAGCGCUUCGCGACUGGGGGCUGGUUCCCCUUCUCAUGAGUUGGGGACACGCCUAUACCCGAAACGAGCUCGCGAGAUUCAGGCUCAGGAAGGUCUCCCCACCAGCAUCUGGGGUCCCCCGACCAGUGGUCAUUCGACCCCGCUUCGCGAGAACAUUCCCGAGUCGCCAAGCCAGGACAGUUUUCCCGACCUCAUUCCCACCACCAAUGGCUCAAUGACUGGCUCUGGCCGCCGGGCUCGAGCGGGCACGGUGCCCUCUCGAUUCCCUCCGAUGGGCACCCUUAACGAGAUAGACAUCCAACAGCCAUUCAUGUCACAGACCUCCCGCCCGACUCCCUCCACAAGCCCUUUUCGACCUCCUGGCGUAUCUGGUAUUGAUACGAGUGCCAAAGUUGCGAGCUCGGCUGCGAUGUCCAACCCGACUAUGCUCUCCCGUCUUCGAGCUGGCUCGAUGCCACAGCGGAACAGCCUUCUCGGGACAGGGGGCCCCUUCGGCUCUUCAGUGUUCUCUGGUGGUUGGUCCACUGGUCGCGAAAGAGCUACCACGUUGACGAGCAUCCGGUCGUCAGAAGGCCCGACCUCGCCAAGCCAAUCAUCCUUUUCGCAAGAUACCGCUGAUGUGCGAACACUGGACUAUCUUGGCCUUGCGGAGACUCCGCAGCAAGCGAGAGCUGUUCUUUCACGACCUUCUAUGGAGCAGCUGAUUCACCACCAGCAGCAGCAGCAGCAAGCGCAAGCCUCUGCGUUGCCGCCACUCCUGGCUGAGCUGGCGAUGAUGAAAAACAAUAAUCGAUUCCGGUCUUACUCGGUUAAUGCGAAGGAGAAGUAUGCUGAUGAUGAAGAUAUGGAGUACGAGAGCCGAUACUCGGGAGUCCCCUCGGGCACGCUUACCCCUUCGGCUGCCGCGACAGCUGCUCAACUCGCUGCCACGCAGGCCCAGAUCCAUCAGCAUAACCUGGCUGUUCAGGCGUUCGCCAGCCAUGCUUCUGUCAGCCGUCCCCGAGCAAGGACUGCUGGUAUUCUGGAAGCCCCCUCCCAACGCUCAUCUAUCCGUAACUACCUCGCCACGCCCUCCCGCCUCGACAACAGCUUCAGUGCCUCUGAUCUCCAUAUUUCAGAGAACGGCGAAUAUGAUGAACUGUCUGAGGCGGUUCAAAUGAUGCACCUGGGAGGAGCCGGUGGCCCGGCAAUUGGUAUUCGAUCAACAGGGGAGAUGGCGGACGAGAACAGCCAGGAUGGACCGACCCGGGCUCUGUGGAUUGGCAGCAUCCCCGUCUCCACAACCGUGACUUCCCUUGAGGCGAUCUUCGGCAUGUACGGCAAGAUCGAGUCUACUCGUGUGCUGACGCACAAGAACUGCGGUUUCGUCAAUUUUGAGCGCAUUGAGAGUGCGGUGCAAGCCAAGUCGCUGUUGAACGGCAAGGAGAUCUUCCCGGGUGCAGGACCUGUUCGAAUUGGCUACGCGAAGGUUCCCGGUACCUCUGCAGCCGGUACCCCUGGUACCAAUGGCAUCCAGUCAUCCCCUACUCCUGAUCCCAACUUUAAAUCCAACAUUGCUUCUGAGGGUUUUGACCGGGCGGAUAACCUCGGCGCCAUCCCUCAGAUCCCCGCUUUGAUCGAUGUGUUACCCGAGAUGGUGGAUAUCGUGCAGGAGUUCGAAGCCAGUGAAGAUGAUUCGCGCAACAUCACCGCUAGUAUCCGGAGUGCCAUUGCCUUCCAGGCCUUUGAGGACGAAAUUCCUUCGGUCCCGGAGCCUAGCCAGGCCCGCAUGUUUGAUGCCCCUCGUCUGCGUGAUAUUCGCAAACGUAUUGACAAUGGCGCUUGUUCAAUCCAGGAGAUCGAGGAGACUGCUAGCGCCAUGCUCCCUGAGAUUGCGGAGCUGUCAUCUGAUUAUCUGGGCAAUACUGUCGUCCAGAAGCUGUUCGAGUUCUGCUCUGAGUCUACUAAAGAACAGAUGCUCUCGCACAUUUCACCUCAUUUGGCUGAGAUCGGCGUGCACAAGAACGGAACCUGGGCUGCACAGAAGAUCAUCGACGUUGCCAAGACACCCGCUCAGAUGAACUUGAUUGUCGAAGCACUCCGCCCCUACACCGUGCCGCUCUUCCUCGACCAGUACGGAAACUAUGUGUUGCAGUGCUGCCUGCGGUUUGGCACUCCCUUCAACGACUUCAUUUUUGAAACCAUGCUGAGCCGGAUGUGGGAAGUCGCUCAGGGCCGAUUUGGUGCCCGGGCUAUGCGGGCUUGUUUGGAGAGCCACCAUGCCUCAAAGGACCAGCAGCGAGCGCUUGCGGCUGCUAUUGCCCUUCACAGUGUGCAGCUGGCCACCAAUGCCAAUGGGGCCUUGCUGCUCACCUGGUUCCUCGACACUUGUACAUUCCCCCAUCGCCGAACUGUCCUUGCUCCCAGACUUGUGCCGCAUUUGGUACAGCUCUGCACCCACAAGGUCGCCUACCUUACUGUUCUCAAGGUUAUUAACCAGCGCAAUGAGGCCGAGGCUCGGGACAUCGUUCUUAAGGCGCUCUUCUUCAGCCCUGGUGAUGAAGUGCUGGAAAAGAUUCUGAGUGACCAAACCUCGGGAGCCACUUUGAUCUUCAAAGUUCUUACUACUCCGUUCUUUGACGAGUCCAUGCGGUCGGAGGUGGUGAAGAACGUCUCCAAGGUUCUCACCAAGCUGAAGGCCUCCCCGAGCCAGGGAUAUAAGCGCCUGAUGGAUGAGGUUGGCUUGUCUUCUCGUGGCAAUGGUCGGGAGCACCAUCAUGGACGUGAGCACGGCGCCAGUCACUCCUCCACACCCGAGAAGGCGCAGCACCGCCAAUCCUCCCGUCACGGAAGUACCAACUUCCCCUCGCAGCCGCCUCUGGAGCGACAGUACAGCGGCCAGUUUGGCUCCAAUAUGCUUGGCCAGGCCCCUGACUCGCGGCCAAUCUCCGCCGACCAGAACAAUGCUCCUCUCGAUGCCUACGGGACCAAUGGCAUCAACAGCUUUGGCAAUCCUCUGAACGGACUUGGCGGAGUCAACGGGUUCCAGGACCCCAAUGUCCCUCUGAGUGCGCAACAGCUCCAUUACCAGACCUACCUUGCUGCCCAGGCCCGAGGUGUAUCUCCGGGCGGUAUGUACCAGGGCAUGCCGGGCGCCAACUUUGGCUACCCAGCCGCGUCGCCAUCCGUUGAGAACCUGCGCUCUUUGCAGACCCAGCAGCCGUCCCCGCUGUCCGCUGCACCAGGCCCCAUGAGCCCCAACCACAUGCUGGCUCAGUCCAGCUACCCCCUGCAGCAAUUCAGCCCGGUGGUCAACCCGGCCCAGAUGUACCAAUACCCUCCGCAGUUCUACGCCCAGGCACAGCCGGUGCAGGGCCAGUCUAGCGGGGGCCGACGUGGGCGGCGCUGA
Penicillium canariense is the source of this 3540-nucleotide messenger RNA. Its product is annotated as putative RNA binding protein Jsn1. Gene Ontology annotation, molecular function: RNA binding. Lineage: Eukaryota; Fungi; Ascomycota; Eurotiomycetes; Eurotiales; Aspergillaceae. The record is from RefSeq and is a predicted model, not a curated record. Bases 1 to 3540 code for a protein of 1179 amino acids. The transcript has 3 exons.